This is a messenger RNA of Auxenochlorella protothecoides, 195 nucleotides long. RefSeq lists its product as hypothetical. NCBI's taxonomy places the organism in Eukaryota, Viridiplantae, Chlorophyta, Trebouxiophyceae, Chlorellales, Chlorellaceae. The coding region runs from base 1 to 195 and encodes 64 amino acids. The record is from RefSeq and is a predicted model, not a curated record. The transcript has a single exon.
AUGACUCACCCCUUUGUUGUUGGACUCCCAGAGGGAGUUGCCGACCUUGUCCACGGCUUGCUCGCCGAAAAAGGCCCCAACCAGGAUGAAACCUGUGGAACCGGAGUUGAGGGAGGCUCCAUCAGCAUCCCAGCCUGGAAACUCUUCAAGAACAUCCCAGCUCCCUGUUUCGGUGCCUAUAGCUCACCUACGUAG